AUGGCCAUGCCUCUGGCCGCAGGCUGGAGAGCCAUGCGUAGCGACCCGCGCCUGGUCAAGAUGUGGUGGGACGGUGACCUCGUGAUGGUAACAGCUAUCGUCGAGGAUGCGGCGGGGGUCACAGGGCUGCCGGGGGUCACCUUCACCCAUGGACCCUGGAAGCUCACCAUCGAGGCGUUGAAAACUAGAUUGACAUCACAGCUCCAGCGGAUGCGAAGAACCAAGAUGGAUUUGUCGCUGGUUGCGGGGGGGAUGUUGGAUAGUCUUCGGUGGGUCGACAACCUCGAACAGAAGCGCGACGUCCUGCGCCAGAUGGACGACAUCCUCGAGGGGGGCGACUUCAUCUUCAAUCCUGCCUUGGGGGGUAUCUGGAUGAAAUUCCGCCACUGCCCGUCCACGAUGAUCGGCUCCGGCGAGUGGAACACGGGAUUCGCUACGCCCACCAUCAAGUUGCACGUGCUGAUGUGUCGUGAGCGUCUCGCCAACACGGGCGGACUGGUGGUUCAAGAGAACCACGAGUACGCCGACGCGGCUGCGGCUGCUGAGGCUGGAGCGGCGGCUGAAGAGAGCGAGGAGGAGGAGGAGGAGGAGGAGGAAGAGGAGGAGAAGGAGGAGGAGGAGG
Molecule: messenger RNA, 622 nt
Organism: Ectocarpus sp. CCAP 1310/34
Lineage: Eukaryota; Phaeophyceae; Ectocarpales; Ectocarpaceae
Source: the annotation of a GenBank genome assembly